Molecule: messenger RNA, 1755 nt
Organism: Malaya genurostris
Lineage: Eukaryota; Metazoa; Arthropoda; Insecta; Diptera; Culicidae
Product: parkin coregulated gene protein homolog
Exons: 4
Coding region: 372-1226 (284 amino acids)
Molecular function (GO): Hsp90 protein binding; Hsp70 protein binding
Source: RefSeq, a predicted model, not a curated record
GCUAAAGAACUUCCAGUGUAAAAAAUUUAUAACAAUUCAAUAAUGCAAACCACUAACGCUUAAUCAGGUGGCCACUUAAACAUGUAUGAAAAACUGCUGUUUUAUGUGCGAUUCGUCCCGUUUCCAUGGUUCCAUGGCCAAACAAAACUGAAGGUAUUUUUCCGAAACACCCACUCCGCCCAAAUGCUUUUGCUCUAGUGCUCUAGUCUCGGACUGUGAUUCGAUGUAACAGCAUUUUCCUCUGCAAAUUGUUUAUUUGUUAUCGUUACCGAGAACGGAUUGAAGGCAGCUGAAAAAAAAUUCGUUCAUAAAUUUUAAUUUGAUGUGAUACAGAGUAAAAUUAAUUUAUUAUAAGCGAGAAAAAGAAGUUGAUGAACAUCAAAUUAACAAACGAAGUUUUUUAUUCUCGCCUGAGGUUUCCAAGUUUGUUCAAUUACACUUUUACAUCGAUGAAUCAAAGGGGAACAAGAAUGGCGACCAAAUCAUCGUCGGCGACGUUCGGAGUUGGUGUUCGGUUCCUUUCGGGUAUGAGAGCUGUAAAAAGUGCACCCUGCAUUCGACCUGUUCCAGCAUUUUCGAUCGAGUCCCUCCAGAAGAACACUUUCGUGAUGGGUCCUCCUAAAACACAGAAGUAUAAAGUCAUAAUCCAGCCGAAGGCAACCUCAUUCCGAAUGUACUACGACCGAGGAGAUUUGCCAAUCAAAAUGGAGUAUCUAACCGGUGGAGACAAAAUUGCCUGGACCGUCGAUAUCGACAAGUUAGAUUAUAGUUUGUAUCUGCCUCUGUUCUUUGAUGGUUUAUCGGAAACAAGGCAUCCAUAUAAAACCUACGCCCGGCAAGGUGUGCAGGAUUUGCUAACACAUGGUGGAGAUAAAAUUUAUUCUGUGAUACCACAGCUUAUUAUACCGAUCAAAAAUGCCCUUAAUACACGUAACAUCGAGGUCAUGUGCGUCACAUUGAAAAUUAUCCAGCAGCUAGUAAUGGCAUCAGAUCUCAUCGGGCCGGCCCUGGUACCAUUCUACCGACAACUGCUACCAAUGUUCAAUGCCUAUAAGGUGAAAAAUAUAAACUCCGGUGACGCAAUUGACUACGCACAAAAAAACAACAUGAAUGUGGGCGACUUGAUCGACGAGACGCUCCAGGUGUUAGAACGUCAUGGUGGCGAAGAUGCUUUCAUCAAUAUCAAAUAUAUGGUGCCGACGUAUGAGUCUUGUUAUUUGAACUAAAUGCGCUACGUUACUAGUGAGGAUCGUUACUCCGGAAAGGAAGAGUUGAAUAUCCAUUGAUGUAGCAUGAAUAUCGUAGUAACUUUUAACUGUAGGAUUAACUUCAUUAAUGAGGAUAAAGUAAUGCUAGUUAGGAAAGUGCCAAAGUAGUUAAGUUUAAAGAUGAAUUCGAACAGGUAGGUUUUAAAUUAUAGUGCAAUGAACAAUUGCAAUGUUCUGAAUAGCAGAGCAUAUCCAAAUAUGCCACAAUCAUUAGUAAUCUAAUUAUUAGCAGACAAACAGCGUUUAGUCAUUCAUUAUAUCGUUAUAAUGUUUUCAUAAUAUGUUAUUUAAUUUAGUUACGGUCAGCUUCGAUUAGGUAAUACUGAAAGUAGUGCAAUACAGAUCGUAUUCCAGUGGAUACAAUUGUAUAACCGUUUUUAAAUAGUAGUUACAUUUUAGUAUCUGGACUUUGUUUGGCGUACAUGACUUCUAUUUUGUUUUUGUAUGUAUUGGAAUUACGGAAUGUUUCUUGAUAUAUGAAACUACG